This is a messenger RNA of Schistocerca cancellata (South American locust), 612 nucleotides long. Its product is annotated as proline-rich proteoglycan 2-like. Bases 1 to 612 code for a protein of 203 amino acids. The record is from RefSeq and is a predicted model, not a curated record. The transcript has 3 exons. NCBI's taxonomy places the organism in Eukaryota, Metazoa, Arthropoda, Insecta, Orthoptera, Acrididae.
AUGGUGUGGCGAUGUCCGCUAGUCAGAGAACCCAGUGGAGCCCCUCCUGGAGGCAGCCGGCCCCCCAGACCGCGCCCCCCAGCUGGCCUGGCCGCCCGCCCCCUCACCACCGGCAGCCCAGCCACACCUCCUGGCACCGGCUGCAGUCCUGGCUGCCCCGAGGACGUCGCCCCACCCCCUACUGGAAAAAAAUCACGGUACCCGCAGUUGCUCCAGUACGUCGCAGCAGAGGAGUUGAGGAAGAGUCGCGAGGGCAGUGAGGGAAGCCCGGCGCAGCUGGAAGGCCGGCCGCCGCUGGCUGACAGCCGGCUCUCUCUGUGUGUCCCCCAGGCAGCUGGUCGGCGCCGUCAGGCGGUGGCGGCUGGCAAGCAGCGACUGCCCGCGCCCGCACAGCCGUCUCAGCCACACAAAUUCUUGUUGCGAGGGUUUCGGCAGGGCGGCCUGCGUGCCGGCGACGCCUCGGCACAGUCUGCCUCGGUGCGCAGCGUGUUGGGCGCACCGCAGUGGGCGGCGAGGGGCGGAGCCGAGCCGCCCCCCUGGCGGCGAGACGAGCGUGCCGCGGCCUCGCCAGCCCCUAAACGCGGGGGCGUGGCGACCGAUGCCGGUCGCUGA